This is a messenger RNA of Cyprinodon variegatus (sheepshead minnow), 3999 nucleotides long. RefSeq names its product aldehyde oxidase 1 (gene aox6). NCBI's taxonomy places the organism in Eukaryota, Metazoa, Chordata, Actinopteri, Cyprinodontiformes, Cyprinodontidae. Bases 1 to 3999 code for a protein of 1332 amino acids. Gene Ontology annotation, molecular function: molybdopterin cofactor binding; oxidoreductase activity; FAD binding. The record is from RefSeq and is a predicted model, not a curated record. The transcript is spliced from 35 exons.
AUGUCUGCAAAACAAGAAGGAGACACUUUAUGCCUUUUUAUCAACGGGAAAAAGGUGACUGAGGAGCAUGUGGACCCUGAAACAAUGCUGCUGCCCUUCCUCAGGGAGAAGCUCAGGUUAACUGGAACCAAGUCUGGAUGCGGCGGCGGAGGAUGCGGCGCCUGUACCGUUAUGGUGUCCCGCUACCAACCUGCUUCCAAAACCAUCGUCCAUUACUCCGCCAAUGCCUGCCUCCUGCCAGUCUGUCAGCUCCACGGAGCCGCCAUCACCACAGUGGAGGGUAUCGGCAGCUCAAAGACCCGGAUCCACCCGGUGCAGGAGCGAAUAGCGAAGGCUCACGGCUCCCAGUGUGGGUUCUGCACGCCUGGGAUGGUCAUGUCCAUGUACACCCUGCUGAGGAACAAACCGCAGCCAACCAUGGAGGACAUCAUGCUGGCUCUGGGUGGAAAUCUGUGUCGCUGUACUGGAUAUCGACCCAUUGUUGACGGCUGCAGGACUUUCUGCGCGGAAGCAAAUUGCUGCCAAGCCAACGGUGGAGCAAACUGUUGCCUCAAUGGAGGAGAAAAUGCAAACGAGUCAGAGCAGGAAAAACCUCAACUUUUUGACCAAGAGAAGUUUCUUCCCCUGGACCCGACUCAGGAGCUGAUCUUCCCUCCAGAACUGAUUCUGAUGGCCGAUGCAUCAAACCCGCAAACAUUGACCUUUCAUGGAGAGAGGAUGACCUGGGUGUCCCCUACCACCCUGGAGGAGCUGGUCCAGCUCAAGGCAAAGCACCCAAAGGCUCCACUGGUCAUGGGAAACACCAACAUAGGUCCUGACAUGAAAUUCAAAGGCGUCCUGCAUCCACUGAUAAUCUCUCCCAUCAGAGUCAAGGAGCUGUUUGAGGUCUCUGAGGGACCAGAUGGUGUUUGGGUGGGAGCAGGCUGCAGUCUGGCUGAACUCCACUCUCUGCUGGAAAAGAGGAUUCCUGGACUUCCAGAGGAGAAAACCGAGCUGUUCAGAGCUCUGAUCCAGCAGCUGGGGAACCUGGGGAGCCAGCAGAUCCGUAAUGUUGCUUCUCUUGGAGGAAACGUUGUCAGCGCGUACCCAAACUCAGACCUGAAUCCUGUUCUGGCUGCCGGGAGCUGCGUAGUCAGAGUCGUCUCCGGCGAAGGAAAACGAGAGAUUCCUCUAAAUCAGGAGUUCUUUGCUGGAUUCGGAAAAACCAUCCUGAAGCCGGAGGAUGUCGUCGUCUCAGUUUUCAUCCCAUUUUCUAGAAAGGGGGAGUUCAUUCGAGCUUUACGACAGGCACCAAGGAAAGAGGUCUCCUUUGCCACAGUGACGACUGGAAUGAGGGUGCGUUUCUCUGAGGGAUCCAGAGUGGUUGAGGAGGUCAGUCUGUACUUCGGAGGAAUGGGUCCAACCACCGUUUGUGCCACCAAGACCGGCAAGGCCAUCGAAGGAAGGCCGUGGGAUGAGGAGACCCUUAAUCAGGCGUACGACAUCCUCCUGGAAGAGCUGUCCCUCCCUCCGUCCGCUCCUGGUGGGAAGGUUGAGUUUCGUCGGGGUUUGACUCUCAGCCUCCUCUUUAAGUUCUACUUGGACGUUCUCCAUAAGCUCAAAGAAAUGAACGUGAUCAAGGAAGAGAUUCCAGAGAAGCUGCAGCCUUUGCCCAGAGAUAUCCAACCCAGUCUGCAGGAGUUCCAGUCCGUGCCGAAGGACCAGGAGGCUCACGACCCGGUGGGUCGUCCCAUGAUGCACCGCUCUGCCAUCAGCCAGGCCACAGGCGAGGCUGUUUACUGCGACGACAUCCCCAAGACAGACGGGGAGCUCUUCUUGGUGCUUGUCACCAGCUCUCGAGCACAUGCUAAGAUCACAGGGCUGGAUGUGAGCGAAGCCUUGAAGCUUCCUGGUGUUUUCGAUGUGAUCACAGCCCAAGAUGUCCCUGGGAAGAAAACCCGCGAAAUGUUUGGCUAUGAGCAGGAGCUGUUCGCCGAGGGCCAGGUGUACUGUGUGGGUCAGACGGUGUGUGGGGUGCUUGCCGACACGAAAGCUCACGCUAAACGAGGAGCAGCUGCUGUGAAGAUCACUUAUGAAGACUUACCGGACCCCAUUUUCACCAUCGAGGACGCCAUCGAGAAGUCGUCUUACUUUGAGCCGCGGCGCGUACUUUUCAAAGGAGACGUGACUGAAGCUUUAAAGAGUGCUGAUCAAGUUUAUGAAGGAAAGAUUCAUAUGGGAGGACAGGAGCAUUUCUACAUGGAGACUCAGAGCAUGUUGGUUGUUCCCGUUGGCGAGGAGACGGAGUUCAAGGUCUACGUCUCCACCCAGUGGCCCACACUUGUUCAGGAAGCAGUAGCAGAAACAUUGGACGUUCAGUCUAACAGAGUCAUGUGUCACGUCAAAAGACUGGGCGGAGGAUUCGGAGGGAAGGUGAUUGUAACCUCGAUCCUGGCCUCCAUCACCUCUGUGGCUGCGUGGAAGACCAACCGGCCUGUUCGCUGCGUCCUGGAAAGAGGAGAGGACAUGCUGAUCACAGGGGGGCGCCAUCCUGUUCUGGGCAAAUACAAAGUGGGUUUUAUGAACGACGGAAAGAUCGUGGCUGUGGAUUAUCACUAUUACGCCAACAGCGGCUGCUUUGUGGACGAAUCUGUUCUGAUCUCUGAGAAGAUUCUGCUUCAUAUGGACAACGCUUACAACAUCCCCAACCUGAGAGGCCACUCAGCCGCCUGCAGGACCAACCUUCCUUCCAACACGUCGUUCAGGGGCUUCGGCGUGCCGCAGAGCCUGCUGGUGGUGGAGAACAUGGUCAAUGAUGUAGCCAUGGCGCUGGGUCGCCCUGCGGACCAGAUCCGAGAGAUCAACAUGUACAAAGGACCAUCAGUCACUCACUACAAGUUUGAGUUCAGCCCGGAGAACCUGCGGCGCUGCUGGGAGCUCUGCAAGCUCAAGAGCGACUACAGCGCCCGCCGGCAUGCCAUCGAUCAGUUCAACCAACAGAGCCGCUGGAAGAAGAGGGGAAUCUCCCUCAUUCCAAUUAAGUACGGCAUCGCCUUCGCAGAGAGCUUCUUAAACCAGGCUGGGGCUCUGGUCCACAUCUAUAAAGACGGUUCUGUUCUGGUGACUCAUGGCGGGACAGAGAUGGGUCAGGGGGUCCACACCAAGAUGCAGCAGGUUGCAAGCCGGGAGCUUCACAUCCCGACGUCGAAGGUCUUCAUCAGUGAGACGUGCACCGGUACCGUCCCAAACACCUGUCCCUCCGCCGCUUCCUUCGGCACCGACGCCAACGGCAUGGCGGUCAAGGACGCCUGUGAGAUAUUGUACCGCAGACUGGAGCCGAUCCGGCUGAAGAACCCUAAAGGAUCCUGGGAGAGUUGGGUGAAGGAGGCUCAUCUGCAGAAGAUCAGCCUAUCAGCCACCGGGUUCUUCAGAGGGAAAGACCAUUACAUUGACUGGGAGAAGAUGGAAGGCCAACCGUACUCGUACUACACCUUCGGGGUGUGCUGCUCCGAGGUGGAGCUGGACUGCCUCACAGGAGACUACCGGACGCUGAGAACGGACAUCGUGAUGGACAUCGGCAGAAGCAUAAACCCGUCUGUGGACAUCGGCCAGAUUGAAGGAGCGUUCACGCAGGGUUUGGGUCUCUACACCCUGGAGGAGCUGAAGUUCGGACCGACUGGGAUCCUGUACUCUCGAGGUCCGUCCCAGUAUAAGAUCCCCGCGGUGUGUGACGUGCCCCUUCGGUUCAACGUCUAUCUCCUGCCGGACUCCGACAAUCCCAACGCCAUCUAUUCCUCGAAGGGAAUCGGAGAACCAACCCUCUUCCUGGGCAGCUCCGUCUUCUUCGCCAUCAAAGACGCGGUGGCGGCGGCUCGCUCUGACGCCGGGCUGUCCGGCCCAUUUUCCCUGGAUAGCCCCGCCACCCCGGAGAGGGCAUGUUUAGCUUGUGCCAUGCCGUUCAAUAAGAAGGUUCCAGCCAGUGAGCCGGGAUCCUUCAAACCCUGGGCCUUAAACAUCUAA